AUGGCACAGUUACCUCCUAAAAUACCAACCAUACCCCAAAAUUGGCCAUCUUUUCCUUACCAAAGGGUAUCCACAAUGUCAAACUUCAACCCCACUAUCACAACCGCCACGACAACCGCCACCACAACUGUCACCAAUGCUACCACUCCUCACCAUUAUCAACAUCAACCACCUUCAUCACCGCCGCCACAACAACAACAACAACAACAACAAUUGCCAUCAUGGGUCGACGAGUUCCUCGACUUCUCAUCGGCACGGCGAGGAUCUCACCGGCGUUCCGCCAGCGACUCCAUCACCUUCAUCGAAACGCCAUUCCUAGAAGAAUGCCGAAGCGGGUUCGAUAGGUUGGACGAUGACCAGCUGAUUUCAAUGUUCUCCGACGACAUUGCCACCGUUUCUCUGCCGCCUCCGCCGCCGUCGUCCACCUCCAACCCUUCCUCGCCGUCCUCCGACCAGAAUAGCAAUAACGAUGAGAAGCCAAUGGCAAUGGCGUUGGACGUUCAUCAUCAUCAGCUGAAGCCCAAGAACGAAGUUGUUGAAGAUGAAAGCUCAUGCAAGAAUGAGACGGCGGCGCCGCCACCCUCCGCCGCCACCAGCUGCACUGAAACCAUUUUCGAUCCCAAGAGGGUCAAAAGAAUUUUGGCUAACCGGCAAUCAGCUCAGAGGUCAAGGGUGAGAAAGCUACAAUACAUUUCUGAGCUUGAAAGGAGCGUAACAACUUUGCAGACGGAGGUUUCCGCAUUGUCCCCACGAGUUGCGUUCUUGGACCAUCAACGUUUGAUUCUCAAUGUCGACAAUAGUGCCUUGAAGCAACGGAUUGCUGCUUUGGCACAAGACAAGAUUUUCAAAGACGCUCAUCAAGAAGCAUUAAAGAAGGAAAUAGAAAGACUGAGACAAAUCUAUCACCAACAGAAUCUACACAAGAUGAAUAACUCAGUCAACAACAAUGGUCUUUCUCUUCAAUCCCCACCAACAUCACAGCCACAACCAUCACUGCAUCCACACCCUCUACAUCAGCAUCUAACAGUUUCUCAACCCUUGGGAAUGGGAUGCAAGGAGAAGGAGCAGCUCCUUAGUUGAGGGGAAGAGAGACAAGGAAUAAUGCAGUGGAUGUAUGUCCUUUUGUGCUAACUAGAACUUUCACGUGAUGUGUUUCCCAGCAAUAUGUGGGGCUCCUAACAUGGUUAUAAGGUUGGAGGGUAGAAGUUGGCAAGUGGAUUACUUGAUUAGGUUGAAGAAUUUUUGUGUUCAAGGUAAUUACUUGGUGUUGGAUUGGAAUUUUAAGAUUUAAUUUCUGUUGUUAUUUUUAAAAGAAAAUCAUCUCAACGAUUUUUUUUCCCUUUUCCGGGUGGAAUAAGGGACAAAGCUUCAUGGGUUUGUAUUGGGAAAUGCAUGGAAGCUAU
This is a messenger RNA of Gastrolobium bilobum, 1403 nucleotides long. Its product is annotated as basic leucine zipper 34-like. Gene Ontology annotation, molecular function: DNA binding; DNA-binding transcription factor activity. Gene Ontology annotation, biological process: positive regulation of DNA-templated transcription. The transcript is spliced from 4 exons. Gene Ontology annotation, cellular component: nucleus. NCBI's taxonomy places the organism in Eukaryota, Viridiplantae, Streptophyta, Magnoliopsida, Fabales, Fabaceae. The record is from RefSeq and is a predicted model, not a curated record. Bases 1 to 1080 code for a protein of 359 amino acids.